Exophiala spinifera is the source of this 1392-nucleotide messenger RNA. RefSeq names its product pre-mRNA-splicing factor prp46. Gene Ontology annotation, biological process: mRNA splicing, via spliceosome. Gene Ontology annotation, molecular function: protein binding. The transcript has a single exon. The record is from RefSeq and is a predicted model, not a curated record. NCBI's taxonomy places the organism in Eukaryota, Fungi, Ascomycota, Eurotiomycetes, Chaetothyriales, Herpotrichiellaceae. Gene Ontology annotation, cellular component: Prp19 complex; precatalytic spliceosome; catalytic step 2 spliceosome. The coding region runs from base 1 to 1392 and encodes 463 amino acids.
AUGGGUUGUUGCGCCUGUUCCAUUCUCGACAAGUUUGCAUUUCUCGCCAUCUCCAAUACAUCUAGCACAAUGGCAUCGGCGGCAGCAGCAGUACAAGCCCUCACGGAGCGCACGAGGGUGAUUUUCGGCAAUGACUUCGACGAGACGCCCGACCCUAGCUAUUCUUCGAUAGCGACCACGUACAAGCGAAAAGUCGAGUAUGAAAGCGUUCGCGAAUUGCCCAAGGCACUGGCAGAGAAGCAGGCCAAGUCUGCUGCUGCGCGAGGUCCAAAGCGGCCGAGGGUUCAGGCAGGAUCUAAUCAGAUGGCAUUGGUGAAGAGCGAGGGAAAUGCAGGACCACAAAGUCAAUCGACGCAGACGAACGGGACGGGAAACAGUCUGAUCCGAAGACCAAACAUGCAACAGCCUCGGCCGGAGUGGCACGCGCCGUGGAAGCUGAUGCGAGUCAUAUCAGGACACCUUGGCUGGGUACGAGCGCUCGCCGUGGAACCUGGUAACGAAUGGUUCGCGUCAGGUGCGGGUGACCGAACGAUUAAAAUUUGGGAUCUUGCGACGGGACAGCUCCGGUUGACAUUGACCGGCCACAUUUCUACAGUUCGCGGACUGGCCGUCUCUCCGCGACACCCUUACCUUUUCUCGUGUGGCGAGGACAAAAUGGUCAAGUGCUGGGACUUGGAAACGAACAAGGUUAUCCGACACUACCACGGCCAUUUGUCGGGGGUCUACACGCUUUCGCUGCAUCCGACACUUGACGUGUUGGUGACUGGCGGACGAGAUGGUGUUGCACGCGUCUGGGAUAUGCGGACACGAUCAAACAUUCACGUUCUCAGCGGCCACAAGGGCACCGUUUCGGAUGUCAAGUGCCAGGAGGCAGAUCCUCAGGUCAUAACGUCAAGUCUCGACAGCACGGUCCGGCUUUGGGAUCUGGCGGCAGGAAAGACAAUGGGUGUAUUGACACAUCACAAGAAGGGUGUAAGGGCAUUGGCCCUGCAUCCCAAAGAAUUCACCUUCGCCUCCGGGUCUGCGGGCUCGAUCAAGCAGUGGAAGUGUCCCGAAGGCGCGUUCAUGCAGAACUUUGAGGGCCACAACGCCAUCAUCAACACCUUGGCUGUCAACGAGGACAAUGUUCUGUUCAGCGGUGGCGACAACGGGAGUAUCUCGUUCUGGGAUUGGAAGACCGGCCACAGGUUCCAGAGCACGGAGUCGUUGGCGCAGCCUGGUUCUCUGGAUGCCGAGGCUGGCAUCAUGAGUAGUACUUUCGAUCAGACCGGGCUGCGUCUCAUCAUGGGCGAGGCGGAUAAGACCAUCAAGAUCUGGAGACCGGAUCCAGAAGCUACCCCUGAGACUCACCCACUGGACUGGAAGCCAACGCUAGGAAGGGUCAAGUACUGA